CCUUCCACUACGAAGUCCUUUUAAACAAACCUCCCACUGGCUUCGCAGGUUAUGGUUAACACUGUCCAAUAUUCUUUUUUCUCGUCUUCCACAGUUGCAUUUUAGACAAUUAGACAGACACAAAGGAAACAGAGAACGAAACUAUGGCUUCCAUGUCUUUCUCUGCAACUAUUCCGUCUCCUCUUCUUGAUUUUUCCCAAACCAGAAAGAACCCAGUUUUUUCUUCAUCAUGGCCUUCCAUGUCUUUCUCAAUUCCUUCCAUCAAAUCCUCGCUUGGGUCUUCAAAAUCAGCCUUUUUCCAAAAUGGGUUCUCCUUGCCAUCGCUUACUGCUUCUGGGUUUGUCUUUAACUCUAGAUCUUCAGGCAUUUAUGCAAGAGCAGCUACGGAUAAAACCCUAUACGACUACACAGUAAAGGAUAUUGAUGGGAAGGAUACCCCUCUUGGCAAAUUUAAGGGAAAAGUUCUUUUGAUUGUUAAUGUUGCUUCAAGAUGUGGUUUGACAACAUCAAAUUACUCUGAGCUUUCCCACAUAUAUGACAAGUACAAGAAUCAAGGAUUUGAGAUUCUAGCUUUCCCUUGCAAUCAAUUCGGGGGACAAGAGCCUGGAUCAAAUCCUGAUAUUAAAAAAUUUGCUUGUACCAGGUUCAAGGCAGAGUUUCCCAUAUUUGAUAAGGUUGAUGUGAAUGGACCGAAUACGGCUCCCGUUUACCAGUUUCUGAAGUCGAGUGCUGGUGGGUUUUUCGGUGACCUGAUCAAGUGGAACUUUGAGAAGUUCUUGGUGGAUAAAAAUGGCAAAGUUGUUGAGAGGUAUCCACCAACGACAUCGCCUUUCCAAAUUGAGGACAUUCAGAAGCUCCUCGCGACAUGAAUCUUGAGGUCACAGUGACUUGAACCGCUUCUGCUUGCAAUGAAAAUAAGUAGAUAGAUAGUACAAGUAGAUUUCAGGAAAAGAAGAUGGAACGGUGUUUUCGGCUCUAUGUCUGAUAUGGACUUUUUUGUUUUCUGUUUUCCAUGGUCAUGGUCUGCAUUAUCUGAUCAAAUUUCCCUUUUCAACAGUUAUACAAAGUUGUUUACUUUGCCUCAGCUUUUUCAAUAUCUUCUCACUUUUGCUUUA
Messenger RNA from Gossypium raimondii (Peruvian cotton), 1115 nucleotides. Its product is annotated as probable phospholipid hydroperoxide glutathione peroxidase. Gene Ontology annotation, molecular function: glutathione peroxidase activity. Gene Ontology annotation, biological process: response to oxidative stress. The transcript is spliced from 6 exons. The record is from RefSeq and is a predicted model, not a curated record. NCBI's taxonomy places the organism in Eukaryota, Viridiplantae, Streptophyta, Magnoliopsida, Malvales, Malvaceae. The coding region runs from base 144 to 869 and encodes 241 amino acids.